AUGAGUGCUACUCAGAAAGGGAAGAAGCAGAAAGGUGAGGAUCUAUCAAAUGAAGAUGAUGCCUAUGGCGCUAUCUUUGAAGGUGAGUUUGGGACUUUAGAGAUUGGAAACUACAUUGGCCAGGGUGAAGAAACAGAGACGAAACAUUUGCCCGAUGCGAUAGACUUUGAGGAUGAGGAUGAGUUAGCCGAUGAAGAGCUACCUGACGAAGAAAUAUCUAGACCAGGUCGUUCGAUUACUACAGGAUUGGAGGAUGGAGGUCUUGCCAUGAGUGGGAAUACUGGUCACGACCAUGUGAACGAUUUUAUGGGCCGCGAUAUGCCUGGAGCGGAUUACGAUGGAGGUAAUAAUGCCCUAUUUAUGGGGAUGGAAAGUGGUCAGGGCGUAUAUAUGGAACGAAACCACUCAUUCGGAGCCUAUAACGCCGCAGAAACGCAACAACAACAACAACAGCAAGAGAAAUUACAAAUAGAACAGCAGAAAUUACGACAGCAGCAGCGGCUUUUGAAAGAGGCAGAGAGGAAGGCAAAGGAGGACAAAUCUUUGUUGCGGAGCUACUUCCCAGAUUUUAAGAAAGGGAAAGUCCUGAAGUGGAAUAGACUGUUGUAUAGGAGAGCUGGAAAAUAUGCCUGGGCUUUUGAAAAUAGUACAACUAGGAAGAAUCUCGAUCCACUGAUACCGUUGGACUUAAAUCUGCGCGUCCAGCCAGAUCAAAAAAGAUUGUUUAACACUAAGGACAACGUAUGGAAAUCCUCAUCAUCUCUGGUGCCCUCAAAUUCUAACCGGCGACAACGUCGUGGUAUCGUUACGGUUACGCUGGAUGAGAUUUAUCCAGAAGUGCAUCACGAAGAGAAAAAAGAUCAUCAUACGCAUGAAAUAUCUGAAGAAUUAUUGAUCGCUACUGAUGAUUGGGACCAAGAGCGUAUAAUCAAUGAAGGAGCAGUAUCAACCAAAAAUCAGGCUAACCUUACGCAAUAUCCAUUGAAGGAGGACGACCAAGAUUGGGAUUGGGAUGAGGAUGAUCUUGUGGAUGCCAAAUUGAACGACAAUCGGGCUAGGUUGGAUAUGAAUGAUGAACAGCUGUUGCUCAUAAAGGAAACUACAACAAGGAAGAGCGAGAGUGCCAAAGCCAAUCUUUUGCCCUUGAAUGAAAAGGGUCUGGUACAAAAGUUCAAUAUUUCAAACGAUGUCGAAUAUAAUGUGCUUAGACGCAAUCAUCAAACGAAGGUACGUGCGACUAUUUCCAAUCUCAAUAUCGAUCAUUCACAGCCAGCUAUUCGUCUUCAGUCUCCUUACUAUAAGGUCAAUAUGCCCAAGAGAGAUUUAAGGCACUUCCACAGACCAAAUUUCGGUAAGAGCAUAAGACCUGGAACAAAUAUUGUGUUCAGCAAGCUGAAAGUACGGAAGAGGAAACGUGAUAAGGGAAAGGAGGUCAAGGAGUCGUUUUCUUCUACACAGGAUCUGACAGUUGGAGAUACAGCACCGGUUUUCCUCUUAGAGUAUACUGAACAGACACCGAUAGUAUUGUCAAAAUUCGGUAUGGCCAAUAAGCUAAUCAACUAUUAUAGAAAGAUGAACGAGCAAGAUGCGUCGCGUCCUAAAUUGCCAGUGGGUGAAACUCACGUCCUAGGUGUGCAGGAUAAAUCACCAUUUUGGAACUUUGGUUUUGUCGAACCCGGUCACAUAGUACCGACACUGUACAACAAUAUGGUUCGUGCCCCAGUUUUCAAGCAUGAUGUUUCUGGCACUGAUUUUCUACUGGUUAGAAGCUCAGGAAAUGGGGUUAGUAACCGGUUUUACCUGAGACCUAUCAAUCAUUUAUUUGCUGUAGGUCAAACUUUCCCAGUGGAAGAAGUCCCAGGUCCGAACUCGAGAAAAGUUACUUCAAUGAGGACGACAAGAUUGCGAAUGGUUGUUUACCGUAUACUGAACAGAACUCCUUCACAGGCCAUAUCAAUCGAGCCCAUAGCAAGACAUUUCCCCGAUCAAGAUUAUGGACAGAACAGACAAAAAAUAAAGGAAUUCAUGAAAUAUCAACGAGAAGGUUCUGACAAAGGGUUGUGGAAGCUAAAAGAUGGAGAACCGCUACUUGAUAACGAAAAUGCCAAAAAGCUAAUAUCGCCAGAACAAGUAUCAGAAGUUGAGUCAAUGAAUCAAGGUUUGCAAUUCCAAGAAGACAGCGAGUUUUUCAACUUUGAUGAGAAACUUUUAAAAUUAGAAGAGAACUUGCUUCCCUGGAAUGCAACCAAGAAUUUCGUUAAUGCAACCCAAAUGCGUGCAAUGAUACAAAUACACGGCGCUGGUGAUCCUACUGGUUGUGGUGAAGGGUUUUCAUUUUUGAAGACAUCGAUGAAAGGUGGUUUUCUCAAAUCUGGGAAUGAAAAUGCUAAGGAUAAAAGCUCCGGUGGUCAUAGUUACAACGUUGCAGAACAACAAAGGGCAUAUGAGGAGGAGAUAAGCAAGACAUGGUAUACACACGCAAAGAGUUUAAGUAUUACAAAUCCCUUUGAAGAAAUUGAAGAUCCUGAUGAAAUUAACCCAACGAAUCGCCAUGUCUUAACGAAUAGAAGUGAUGGGAAAGUUUUGAGAAUUGUGCGCAAGAAAAGGGAUGAAAAUGGCAUCAUUCAAAGACAGACAGUUGUGAUCAGAGAUCCUCGUGUGAUCAAAGGUUACUUGAGAAGUAAAGAGAAGAGAAGAGAAGCCAACUUGGACGUUGAAAAACUACUUGAUGAAGAAAGCACAGCGGUCAAUAACGUCGAGGAUAUUGAGAUGCAAAAGAAGCUGCUACAAAGUGAAUUGGCAAGUUUGGAAAAAUCUCAACAAAGAAGGGCUGCUCGUCAAGUUACAAAAAGUAAAUCUGACGGCAAGGUUGCCAAGAGCAAGAACACAACAAGAAGAUGUGCCAGAUGCGGACAGGUUGGCCACAUAAGGACUAAGAAAUCCUGUCCGAUGUACGAUGGUACUCUCGGUUCAAGUCAAGGAAAUAAUAUUGGGGAGGAUGGCACGCCAGCUGCACCAGAGGUUCCGAUAGCAUCACCGCAGGAAACAAGCCAGUGA
Torulaspora delbrueckii is the source of this 3057-nucleotide messenger RNA. RefSeq names its product histone acetyltransferase (gene TAF1). Bases 1 to 3057 code for a protein of 1018 amino acids. The transcript has a single exon. Gene Ontology annotation, cellular component: transcription factor TFIID complex. NCBI's taxonomy places the organism in Eukaryota, Fungi, Ascomycota, Saccharomycetes, Saccharomycetales, Saccharomycetaceae. Gene Ontology annotation, biological process: transcription by RNA polymerase II; RNA polymerase II preinitiation complex assembly. The record is from RefSeq and is a predicted model, not a curated record. Gene Ontology annotation, molecular function: RNA polymerase II general transcription initiation factor binding; histone acetyltransferase activity; RNA polymerase II general transcription initiation factor activity.